AUGACGGGAGGGAUCGAGCAUUUCGUAAGUGUGUGUUCGCGCGCGCACGUGUGUGUGGUUGCGGUGUUUUGGGGUUUGCCUCUCGGGGCCCCAGGCGCAGUAUGUGACAGUGUGUGUGCAACGGGAAUGAUGUCACUGCAGUUUGGUUUGGUGCACCGGACUAUAGCACGCCUGGCGCGCAUGUUGUUUUGGCCGCAUUAUAUAGGGGCCGCCUGUCCUGCGCAUAGCCUGCAAUAGCAGUGCUGUUGUUGUUUUGUUAGAGAAGCGUCCGCUGCUCUCUAGUCCCCACUCUCCAUCAGCCGGCCGGGGCCAGAGGGCGGGACCACAGUUCGUUUGGCUCGGCGUCUGGCGUUAAAUAGUCAGCAGCCGCCCUAGCGGAGCCUAGAAGGACUCAGAGCGUGCAUCCCAUCAUAAGCAACUGCCAGUAAUACUUCAUGUUGUAUACAUUUUUUAUGUAACCAUGUAAUGGACAUAGAGAGUCACUCAGCUCCUGCAUAAUGUGGAUUUGUUUUUUCUUCAUGUAGGGGCUAAUGCUUCCUGUUAUAGCCCUGUAUCUGGACAGACUUCCUGUUAUAGCCCUGUAUCUGGACAGAGUUCCUGUUACAACCCCUGUAUCUGGACAGACUUCCUGUUAUAGCCCUGUAUCUGGACAGAGUUCAGGUUAUAGCCCUGUAUCUGGACAGACUUCCUGUUAUAGCCCUGUAUCUGGACAGAGUUCAGGUUAUAGCCCUGUAUCUGGACAGAGUUCAGGUUAUAGCCCUGUAUCUGGACAUACUUCCUGUUAUAGCCCUGUAUCAGGACAGACUUCCUGUUAUAGCCCUGUAUCAGGACAGACUUCCUGUUAUAGCCCUGUAUCUGGACAGACUUCAGGUUAUAGCCCUGUAUCUGGACAGACUUCCUGUUAUAGCCCUGUAUCUGGACAGACUUCAGGUUAUAGCCCUGUAUCUGGACAGACUUCCUGUUAUAGCCCUGUAUCAGGACAUACUUCGUGUUAUAGCCCUGUAUCAGGACAGACUUCCUGUUAUAGCCCUGUAUCUGGACAGACUUCCUGUUAUAGCCCUGUAUCUGGACAGACUUCCUGUUAUAGCCCUGUAUCUGGACAGACUUCCUGUUAUAGCCCUGUAUCUGGACAGACUUCCUGUUAUAGCCCUGUAUCUGGACAGACCUCCUAUUAUAGCAAUGUAUCUGGACUGACAGACAGGUCUGAUCUACCCAUCUAUCGCUGGUUCUCUGUUCAGACACUCUCCUAUAGCCCACCCUGGCAGAGCUGUAGGGGCCCCCCUCCCUGAUCUUCAAUAUCCCAACUAACAAACCCAUUUCACCCAUCUCCCUCACACACGCACACACACACACACUGACAGAUGAGAUCCUGUUACCAUGCCGAUCAAUACUGCUAUCAGCAGGGGGAGACACACACACAGGGGGUAGUAAAUAGGGGUGGCCAAUCCUGGAAAGAUCAUCGGUGUGCCAAGGCUUUAGUUCAGGAGGCUAACACAGUCUUGUAGCACACGGGAUCAAACCCCGGUCAGUUACGCCUGUGUGAUUCACUUACGUCUGUGUGUGUGUGUGUGGAACUAGAGCAGUAGUUUUUGCUGUAACACUCCUACUUGGUCUCCUGACCUUGAAUGUGUUAUCUCUCUCUCUCUGUGUUCUACUGUUCUGAAGGUGUUAUCUCUCUGUGUUCUACUGUUCUGAAGGUGUUAUAUCUUUCUCUGUGUUCUACUGUUCUGAAGGUGUUAUCUCUCUGUGUUCUACUGUUCUGAAGGUGUUAUCUCUCUCUGUGUUCUACUGUUCUGAAGGUGUUAUCUCUCUCUUUGUGUUCUACUGUUCUGAAGGUGUUAUCUCUGUGUUCUACUGUUCUGAAGGCGUUAUCUCUCUCUGUGUUCUACUGUUCUGAAGGUGUUAUCUUGCUCUCUGUGUUCUAAUGUUCUGAAGGUGUUCUCUCUCUCUGUGUUCUACUGUUCUGAAGGUGUUAUCUCUCUCUGUGUUCUACUUCUGCUGGCUGUUCACUGACCUCAUAUCUACAACAUCUACCAUAUAAUAUACAGUAUAUCUACCUUUGAACAGUAUUAUGGUAAUAAUGUGGCAAUGUGGCUAAAUGGGUUAGGUUAAUAACCUGUGUGUGUGUCUGUCUACAGCAUGUAUGGAGUGAGAGUGAGGACUGCCUGCCGUUCCUCCAGCUAGCUCAGGACUACAUCUCUUCCUGUGGGAAGAAAACACUGCUAGAGGUCCUGGACAAAGUGUUCACUUCCUUUAGACCU
Messenger RNA from Coregonus sp. 'balchen', 2261 nucleotides. Lineage: Eukaryota; Metazoa; Chordata; Actinopteri; Salmoniformes; Salmonidae. The record is from the annotation of a GenBank genome assembly.